This is a messenger RNA of Neogale vison (American mink), 1662 nucleotides long. It is a transcript of the gene THUMPD1, whose product is annotated as THUMP domain containing 1. Gene Ontology annotation, molecular function: RNA binding. The record is from RefSeq and is a predicted model, not a curated record. NCBI's taxonomy places the organism in Eukaryota, Metazoa, Chordata, Mammalia, Carnivora, Mustelidae. Gene Ontology annotation, biological process: tRNA modification. The coding region runs from base 79 to 1155 and encodes 358 amino acids. The transcript has 4 exons.
CAGCUCGCGCCAGCGGAGGUGAGGAAGCCGGGAAUAGAGCAGAAACACGUUUCUCGCCAGCCUCGGUUCUCACGCGCCAUGGCGACCCCCGUCCAGGAGCCUCCUCAGUCGAGCGGCGGAAAGCGCAAAGGCAAAGCUCAGUAUGUGCAAGCCAAGCGGACUCGGCGCUGCGACGGCGGCGGGUCCCGGCAGCUGGAACCCGGGCUACAGGGCAUUCUCAUUACCUGCAACAUGAACGAACGCAAGUGCGUGGAGGAGGCGUACAGCCUGCUCAACGAAUACGGAGACGACAUGUAUGGGCCGGAAAAGUUUACGGACAAAGAUCAGCAGCCCUCUGGAAGUGAGGGAGAAGAUGAUGACAUGGAGGCUGCCUUGAAGAAAGAAGUUGGUGACAUUAAAGCAUCGACAGAGAUGAAGCUAAGGAGAUUCCAGUCAGUGGAGAGUGGAGCAAAUAAUGUGGUCUUCAUCAGGACACUUGGAAUAGAACCUGAGAAAUUGGUACAUCAUAUUCUCCAGGAUAUGUACAAAACCAAGAAGAAGAAGACUCGGGUUAUUCUACGUAUGUUACCCAUUUCAGGCACAUGCAAGGCUUUCUUAGAAGAUAUGAAAAAAUAUGCAGAAACAUUUUUGGAACCCUGGUUUAAAUCUCCAAACAAAGGGACAUUUCAGAUUGUAUAUAAAUCUCGAAAUAACAGUCACAUGAAUAGAGACGAAGUUAUCAAAGAAUUGGCAGGAAUAGUAGGCAGCCUCAAUUCGGAAAAUAAAGUGGAUCUCACUAAUCCGCAGUACACGGUGGUAGUAGAAAUCAUUAAAGCUGUCUGUUGCCUGAGUGUUGUGAAAGAUUAUAUGUUGUUCAGAAAAUAUAAUCUCCAGGAGGUGGUAAAGAGUGCUAAGGACCCAUCACAACUUAACCCAAAGCAGUCCGUGCAAGCAGGAAAUGGGAAAGAAGCUAAAUUCGAAUCUGGGAACAAAUCAAACCAACAUGAUCCAGCAGAAGGAAAAAAUAACCAGCAGGCGGUACCAGAAAAUAAUGAGGAACUGGGACAGACAAAACCAAGAUCUGAGACACAGGUGGUGAACGAGGGAGGAGCUAAACCUGAACUUGAAAGUCAAGUCACAGAAAGAUCUGAGUCAAGUGAAAAUGACCUCUCAUAAGGAUAAAAAAAAAAACCUCCUUUGGUGUUGCAGGUGGGUUUCCCAGAUGGCGUCCGGUAAGAUAGUGCUAGGAUUCCAUAUAAAAUUGUGACUGAAAAUUUAUUGUUUUUGACCUUUGUGUGCUGCAUAAUGCUGAACUCAUAAUAUUGAACGGUGAUUGAGAAACCCCAUUAAUGGUUCUGUUGGAGAGCUUUUGAACCCCCUAUACCAGUGUGCAGUUAGGCCUAUAUGCAUUUGGUUGAGCUAGGAGAGGCUAUGGAUAAUGAUGAACACUUCUGUGGAGGGGAGGGUCGAGGGAAGAUAGCAUUGGCUUCUCCCUCCUGAUUAUCUUCCUCAGCCUCCCCUUCUGUGCUGGCAUCUGACUUAGGGGAGCAAACGAACUCUGUAAAAGAGAAAGUCAUAGGGAAAUUUUCAUUUAAGGACAGAAUUUUUAUAUGUUGCAACUCAGCUGUCCCUUCCUACUUUUGUUGUAAACAUUGCAAAAACAUGGGUCUUACAGGUUUAGAA